Molecule: messenger RNA, 1691 nt
Organism: Aspergillus pseudotamarii
Lineage: Eukaryota; Fungi; Ascomycota; Eurotiomycetes; Eurotiales; Aspergillaceae
Product: putative transcriptional regulator
Exons: 2
Coding region: 430-1563 (377 amino acids)
Cellular component (GO): nucleus
Source: RefSeq, a predicted model, not a curated record
AGUAUCCUCCCACCGGGUUAUAUUGCAGAGAUUUUCCCUUCUUCUGCUCCGUUCUUUUCCUUUCUGGUUGUUGUUCUACAAGAACCCAAAAGUAAGCAUAAAUUGAGUGCUUUGUCAGCCGUUUCUUCUCCCCGGGUUUCCACUGCCGGUGCCUGGCCUGGAAUGUCCCGCCGUCCUUCGACGAUCAAGCUAACUUAUUUGGUUGAUUGUGUACGAGUGUUUUACUUAUACGGAGAAUACUCGUUGGAGUCGAUUCGUUGUUACGAGUUCCGAUUUCUUGAUUUAUCGAUAUCGAUAACCCUGUAGCUGCUGCUGCCGAUAGUUCGGAAUUGGCGUCGCGUCGCGAAUUGCCCGCGUUCGACUCGAACGUCACGAAUUAAAAUCCAUCCCGGCAGAGCUUAACAAGGGCAAGCGAGUGAAAGAGACAAGAUGGCGCCUCGACGUCGUGUAGUAUCGGAUUCCGAGUCCGAGUCUGAUGAACCUGUAGCUCCUUCGGUCCCUUCCGACGAUGCGCUCGAAAAGGCCCUACGCGAUACUGUCGCGAAGGUUUACAAAUCGGGCAAUAUGGAGGAAUUAACGGUUAAGCGGGUGCGCGUCGCUGCGGAGAAAGCCCUCGGGGUUGAUGAGGGCUUUUUUAAAGGGAGCAGCACUUGGAAGUCAAAGAGUGAUCAGAUCAUUAAGGAUGAAGUGGAGGUACAAGAUAAGCGGGCGCAAGAACCGGAAUCGGAUGAAGAGCCAGAGCCUGCUCCUCCCGCGAAGAAGGCUUCUUCUGCUAAAAGGACAAAACUCGACAACGUUGAGACAUCGCGGAAGCGACGGAAAACGAGUACACCAGAACCGGAAGACGAGAGUGAAGCCAGUGCCUCGCUUGACGAUGCGAGUGAGGAGGAAGUGAAAAAGCCCGCUAAAAAACAAUCAAAACCUACCCUCGGGAAGAGUUCCAAACCGAAGCCUUCGAAAGAACAAGUGUCGGAUGACUCGGAGGAUAUAGAGGACCAAAAGGAUGAUGUCCCACCAUCGGAAGAGGUUGAGGAACCAAAGAAUGACCGCGGAGAGGACUCGGAGAGUGAGAUGUCAGUGGUUAUCGACGAAGAGCCUAAGCCGACCCGAAAGCGACAGAAAAGCGCCGGCACCGAGGGAUCAACACAGAAAGGAAAGAAGAAGACGACCACAUCUAAAGGGAAGGACGCGGAUCUUGACCCAGACCAAAAGAAGAUAAAGGAGUUGCAAGAUUUGCUGGUCAAAUGCGGCAUCAGGAAACUGUGGUGGCGACUGCUGGCUCCAUAUGAGACAUCGAAAGAGAAGAUCGGGCACCUUGAGGGAAUGCUCAGGGAGGCAGGGAUGACCGGGCCAUUGAAGGGAAAGGAAGCAGAAAGGAAAGCCUUGAAAAUCAGAGAAAGGCGCGAGCUUCAAGCCGACGUCGUCUCGUGUCAAGAGGAGGUAAAGCUAUACGGUAAAGACGGUGCCGACGAAGAGAGCGACAACGGACGGCCAGGGCGGCGUUUAAACCGGGGCCGCAAACACCUUGCCUUCCUAGAAGAUGACGGCGAGGAGACGGAUUGAUGGUGGUGGAGCAUAUUUAGCAGCUUCUGCCUGGAGCAGUUGACUGCCGUGUAAUACUUUUCCGAGUUCUUGCUGUAUUAAUGCCUUCAUGGAAUAAAGAGUACCAUCCACGAUGAUGAUCAUUGCGA